UCAAUUAGAAAGACUUGUUGGUCUUCUGUAGGGAAACGGGGCAGCAGUGAGCUCACGGCUUAGAUGCAGCAACAAUAGAGGCGAAGAAGAAUAGACACCGCACUCAAAAAGUAGUCUACACAAAGUGAUUAUGGAGGGGGAUGAGAUGGAGAUGAGCGAAGAGGAGCUCCAAAAGUGGAUCAGAGGGAAGGUAAAGAAGAACAAGCUGAUCUCCUCAGAUGUGCUAGAGAAAUACAAGCUGCUGCAAUCUCUGCUGGAGAGGAGGGAGAAACAGGCUGCCCACUUCCUAAAGCUCUGCGAGUCAGUGUCAGCAUGUGAAGCGAUUGUGAGGAAACAAUACUCGUUGCUGGGGUGGGAAUACAGAGACACAGAUUCUGAUGAAGACGACAAUACAACAGGCUCUGGAAAUGCCAUCCCCAGCCCUACUCCUCCAUUACCAAAGCUACAGGACAAUGGGAACCUCCAAAGAGAAAAUGGCAAAAAAAGCUAUAUCAGUCUAAAGAGAAAACCAGUGGUGGUCUUGACCAGACUUUCUGUGUCUCAGAUCAGUUCUUUAUGUCCUCCAACGCCCCAGAACCACAACAGUGAAGAUGAAUCCUUUAACAAUUUGGAUACUGAUGAGCAAUGGGAACAUGAGUCAUCUUCUGAAUCAAGUGAUUCUGAUUAUUCUAUCUCAAGUAACAAGACUUGGUCAAGCAAGAGGAGAAAAAAAGAUCUAAGGAAUUCAAAACUUACCAGGAGUCAUACAACUCCCAAAGCUAGCACAGAUACUGAUGCUAAGAGCAACGUACCAAAACCAUCAACACCCCAAGCUAGCACAAAUACUGAUGCUAAGAGCAACGUAGCAAAACCAUCAACAGUCCAAGCCAACACAAAUACUGAUGCUAAGAGCAAUGUAGCAAAACCAUCAACAGUCCAAGCCAACACAAAUGCUGAUGCUAAGAGCAAUGUAGCAAAACCAUCAACAGUCCAAGCCAACACAAAUACUGAUGCUAAGAGCAACGUAGCAAAACCAUCAACAGUCCAAGCCAACACAAAUACUGAUGCUAAGAGCAAUGUAGCAAAACCAUCGACACCCCAAGCUAGUACAAAUACUGAUGCUAAGAGCAAUGUAGCAAAACCAUCGACACCCCAAGCUAGCACAAAUACUGAUGCUAAGAGCAAUGCCACAAAACCAUCAACAGUCCAAGCAAGUGCCAAUACGGAUGCCAAAAGCAACAUCACGAAAACCUCAACAAUGCCAGCAAACCGCAAGGUAACACACCCUGUGCGCAUCGUAACUGCUCAUUGCCAAACCUCUGACAAAGUUAGCAAGACCCCUCCUAGCGUUCCACAAGGAGAGCUCAAAGUGAACAUGAAUGUCCUGGCCAGAAGGAAGGUCAUGAGCUGGCAGCAGGGUAAAAUCUUGGAAAUAGUAACAAAGGAAGAUGGUAGAUUGAAAUACAAGAUCAAUUUUGACGAGAAAAAAAAGACCCUAUUUUCUGGUCACCACAUUGCCUUUGACUAUAUGCCAAAGGUGGAGCAGCUGUUUAUCGGUGCUCGUGUGGUAGUCAAGUCUCAAGAUAAAGAAUGCCGGUUCUGCCCUGGUGUCCUAGCAGAGCUCCCCAGCAGAAAAAACCGCAUGAGGUUCCUGGUCUUCAUGGAUGAUCACACGCCGGUCUAUGUUGGCUUACCUUUACUUCACCUGGUGUGCAGACCACUGACAGACCCUUUGGACGAUAUUCCCGAUGGAAACCACAAGAAUUUCAUAAAGCAGUAUCUAAAGGCCUGGCCUUACCCACCACAGACCCAGUACAGGAUUGGACAGGCAGUUAAUGCAGAACUUAAUGGAGUCGUGCAGAAGUGUGAGGUGCAGGCGAUCGACAGCAGCUUGAUACAGGUUGUUGUUGAGACGGAUCAACGUAAGGAGUGGAUCUACCGAGGCUCCACAUGCUUGGGACACAUGAGUAAUAUGAAGGGGCUUUUGGAGUCGAAAAAGAAGGAUGAGCAGAAGAAUACAUCUUCCACAGUUAACAGUAAAUCAAAAUCUACAACCUGAAGCCAUGAACCAAUCCAACCAGCUACGAGACCAUAAAACAUUUGAUGCAGCGCAGAAGAACAUUUUAAAAAUGACAAAAAAGGCAGAGGUACAAGACUGUGUACAUAAACAAUCGUUUAAUCGCUGUUAGGAUUGUGGGUAGUGUAGUAGACUGGGUAAACCCAGCCCGAUCUGCUGGCGAUUUGAUGAAACCUGUACGUUUAUCUAUCCUGCUUCCGUUACAAAUUUGUGGGAACAAAUCACAAACUGACUUAUCCACCUGGCGCGCUAUUGGCGGGUUUAACACGAUGACGAUAGAGAAGCGACCAAGCAGCUUUUCGUUUACAUACAACAAGCUGGCCACCGAAGCGCAGCAACCCGUUGAUGCCGCUGUCGCUGCUACGUCAUCCUGGAUCAUUGGUCUGAUUGGUUGAAGGACUAUCCAAUUGCGUACAGAGUCAUUUGAAUUAAUGUUCAAUCUUAAAAGAUUGAGCUUGGUCUGGUGAUAGCCAGACUAGGUAGUGUAGUGCUUCUCCAUGACAUUGUGAAUAAAACAUGCUUUUCGUAAAAAAAAAAAAAGGUUGAUUUCAUUAAGACUUGUGGCUUCUACAGGGGCUUGAAACAUCCUUUCACAAUCUCAUAGCUCAUGGUAAGUCUACCUUGGAUGGCUAAUAAUCAAAAUCCUUUUUUCAUUUUCACUUCUGGAACCAUUUUAUUUUUUUAUUUUUUUUGCAGAGCAUUUAUUUUUUAUUUUUAUCCAAAUACUUUUUCAGUAGUUUAAUUAAUGAUCAACCACUUAUUCUUGAUGCUUUUUAGAUACACGCCCAUCACAGCUUUCCGACCUUCCUUUUGAAACCUAGUUACACCUGGUCACUACUCACAAUUCGUGUCUGUGGUCUUAGUUCUUUUGUAAACUAAUUAAAACGUUUUUCAAGUUAUUCAUAUCAUUCUCUUUUGGUAUUUCACUGUCUUGUAUACUUCAGUCAUCCCAAUCGGCACACUGAUGGGACCAUGAAUGUGUUUAGAGAACUAGAUGCUGUGUCCCAAGAUGGCACCCCAUGCAUUCAUUGAGCCUUGCUCACCAAGCAUAGACUAAUUUUAAAGAUUUUAACUACUUGUUAUGACUGGAAACUGUUCAACUUUCUUGAAACUGUGUCUUUCUUACAUUGUUUUAAGUGUAUUUGUAUUGUAUUUUUUUUUGUUCUUAAAUAAAAAUGUCUUUAAUUUCUUAA
Molecule: messenger RNA, 3249 nt
Organism: Perca fluviatilis (European perch)
Lineage: Eukaryota; Metazoa; Chordata; Actinopteri; Perciformes; Percidae
Gene: setdb1a
Product: SET domain bifurcated histone lysine methyltransferase 1a
Exons: 9
Coding region: 131-2038 (635 amino acids)
Biological process (GO): heterochromatin organization; negative regulation of gene expression
Cellular component (GO): nucleus
Molecular function (GO): histone H3K9 methyltransferase activity
Source: RefSeq, a predicted model, not a curated record